Molecule: messenger RNA, 723 nt
Organism: Caenorhabditis briggsae
Lineage: Eukaryota; Metazoa; Nematoda; Chromadorea; Rhabditida; Rhabditidae
Exons: 4
Coding region: 1-723 (240 amino acids)
Source: RefSeq, a predicted model, not a curated record
AUGUCAUUGAACUCGAAACAACUCACUCUUCUGAUCGGCGUUGCGAUCGUCAUGAUUCUUGGAAUCCUUGCCGUUCUCUGGUUCUUCGACGAGUACGCAUACUGUACCGAGAAAGGAUGCAACCCAAUCUACUAUGGGGCCAAUCACCCAAUUUGGCGUCCAAUGGAACGCCCAAUCGAGCGCCCAAUCGAUAUCGAAAUCUCCGUGGAAACCAGAAGCACCAUCAUCGUGCUUGAGCCGGAAAUCGAGAUGUUGGAUUUUCUGACGCAUCCCAUUUUUCUAUACGCCGCUCUUGUCGUUAUCGUGACCAUUCUUUCUGUCUGUGCAUGCGUUAUACUACAACGACUCUUUUUCUGUGCGUUCCCGGUGCAGGAAGGAGAGAUGAACCGGAUUAUGGGUCACUACCAACAGGUAUCUGUGGCGGUUCCGACGUGUGCUCCAGUGCCAAAACCAACUCCAAAUCGAUUGAUUCAUCCACGUGUCAUUAUUCAAAUUCAUCCGCCAGAAAGUGAUGAGGAAAUCGAGAUGCAGGAGACUCCAAUUCUCAACUCUGGAAAAUCGAAAGAAACACUUAUUCUCAACGCCAGUCCAUCUCAAGAAGCUGCGAUUCUGAAAAACAAAUCAUCCAAAAAAGCAGCGGAUUUAAAACAGGAAACAUGGCAAAAAACUACAUUGAUCAGGUCUGGAUCAAUGAUCUUUGAGGAACGAUGCUCCACAGUAUGA